Caenorhabditis elegans is the source of this 3979-nucleotide messenger RNA. RefSeq names its product Splicing factor 3B subunit 3 (gene teg-4). The record is from RefSeq and is marked reviewed. Bases 20 to 3682 code for a protein of 1220 amino acids. Gene Ontology annotation, cellular component: nucleus. The transcript has 22 exons. Gene Ontology annotation, molecular function: nucleic acid binding. Lineage: Eukaryota; Metazoa; Nematoda; Chromadorea; Rhabditida; Rhabditidae.
GUUUCAGCCGUGUUCCACAAUGCACUUGUACAAUUUGACACUACAAGGGCAAUCGGCCAUCAAUCAGGCCAUUCAGGGCAAUUUCUCUGGAACCCCCAAGGCGCAGGAAAUCGUUGUUGGGCGCGGAUCAGCACUGGAGUUGCUCACACUGGAUACAGUUACAGGCAAAAUAAAAGUUAUGUGCCACCAGGACAUUUUCGGAAUAGUUCGAUCGCUUCUCGCUUUCCGUUUGACAGCUGGAACUCGAGAUUUCAUCGCAGUUGGUUCAGACUCGGGUAGAAUUGUGAUUUUACAAUAUAACGCUGAAAAAACAUGUUUCGAGCGGCUGCAUCAGGAAACUUUCGGAAAAACUGGAUGCCGUCGAAUCGUUCCAGGCCAUUUCUUGGUUGGAGACCCACGUGGACGUGCAUUAAUGAUUGGAGCCGUUGAACGUCAAAAGCUUGUUUAUAUUAUGAAUCGAGACUCUGAAGCACAUUUAACAAUUUCAUCGCCACUUGAAGCUCACAAGCAUCACACAUUGUGUUAUGCAAUGGUUGGAAUCGAUGUGGGAUUUGAGAAUCCUACUUUUGCGUGUCUGGAAUUUGAUUAUGAGGAUGCUGACAACGAUCCAACCGGAGAAGCAGCAAAACGAACACAACAAACGUUAACCUUCUACGAGCUUGAUUUGGGAUUAAAUCAUGUUGUUCGAAAGUAUGCGGAACCUCUAAAUGAUCCAGGAAACUUGCUUAUCGCAGUUCCAGGUGGUAAUGACGGUCCGUCUGGUGUCAUCGUGUGCUGUGAAAACUAUUUGGUGUACAAGAAUCUUGGUGAUCAACCAGAUAUUAGAUGUCCGAUUCCAAGAAGAAGAAACGAGCUCGAUGACGCAGACCGAACAAUGCUCAUCAUUGCGACGGCUACUCAUAAAACGAAAAAUAUGUACUUUUUCCUUGUUCAAGCUGAAAAUGGAGAUAUUUUCAAAGUAACACUGGAAACUGAUGAGGAUCUUGUGUCGGAGAUGAAACUCAAAUAUUUUGAUACUGUACCGCCUGCGAACGCUUUAUGUAUUCUGAAAUCCGGAUUCUUGUUCGUGGCUGCAGAGUUCGGAAAUCAUGAGCUCUACCAAAUCGCUAGUCUGGGUGAAGGAGAUGAUGACGAAUUUUCAUCAGCAAUGGGAUUCGGAGAAAACGAUGCGGCAUUCUUUGAGCCACAUGAGCUCAAAUCUUUGAUUCCAAUUGAUUCAAUGGAUAGUUUGAGCCCUCUUACAGAUGCUGUCAUUGGAGAUAUUGCUCGAGAAGAUGCAGCACAGAUUUACUCACUCGUUGGACGUGGUGCUCGAUCUUCUUUGAAAGUUCUUCGAAAUGGACUUGAAAUUUCUGAAAUGGCAGUUUCUGAUUUGCCUGGAAAUCCGAAUGCUGUGUGGACUGUGAAGAAGAAUAUCGAAGACCAAUAUGACUCAUAUAUUGUUGUUUCCUUUGUCAAUGCCACACUUGCACUAACAAUUGGAGAUACUGUCGAAGAAGCAUCAGAUUCAGGAUUUCUUCCAACUACACCAACUAUUGGAUGUGCAAUGAUUGGUGAUGAUUCUCUUGUUCAGAUCUACUCGGAAGGUAUUCGUCAUAUUCGGGCAGAUAAGCGUAUCAAUGAAUGGAAGGCACCACCACGGCGACAAAUUGUCAAGUGUGCUGUUAAUCGACGACAAGUUGCAGUUGCAUUGACAGGAGGAGAACUUGUGUAUUUCGAAUUAGAUUUGAAUGGAACAUUGAACGAGUUCACGGAACGAAAACUAUUCAACGCAGAUAUUGCAUGCAUGACGUUCAGUGAGAUUUCAGAAGGAGAACUCAAUUCUCGUUUUUUGGCACUCGGAACAGUUGAUAACGCUGUUAGAAUAAUUUCUCUCGAUCCAAAUGAUAUGCUUAUGCCAUUGAGUACUCAAAGUCUUCCAUGUCCACCAGAAUCUAUUCUUCUUAUUGAUACACCGAAUGAAGAUGGAAAAGGAGUUGCAGCUGUUCAUUUGAAUAUUGGUUUGCAGAAUGGAUGCCUCUUCCGUAAUACUGUCGAUAAUGUCACUGGAGCUAUUAUGGAUACCAGAACACGAUAUCUUGGUACCAGACCUGUAAAACUUUUCAAAGUACAAUGUCAGGGACGAUCUGCGAUUCUCUGUACAUCUUCCCGUUCAUGGCUUCUCUAUCACUUCCAACGCCGCUUUCAUUUGACACCACUCAGCUAUGCGAAUUUGGAAUACGCGGCAAGCUUCUGCUCAAAUCAGUGCUCAGAAGGAAUUGUCGCCAUUUCUGCCAGUACACUCAGAAUUAUUGCAGCCGAGAAGCUUGGAGUGGCAUUUAAUGUUCAAUCAUUUGAACAUAAGAUGACACCACGUCGUGUUGCUGUUCAUCCAUCAAUGCCAUGUCUAAUUGUGAUUGAAACUGAUCAUGCGUCUUAUACAGAAGUUACCAAAAAUAUUAAGAGAAAUCAAAUGGCUGCGGACGUUGAAGCAAUGGCAUCAGACGAGACAGAAGCUCAACUUGCACAAGAAAUUGCUACAAAUCUUCGUGAACGACGACUCGAUGAGCGAGUGUACGGAGCACCACGAGCAGCUCGAGGAAAAUGGGCAUCUGCUAUCAGUUUAAUUUCUGCGACUUCUGGGGAUAAACUCUCAUAUUUUGAGCUCCCACAAGAUGAGAAUGCAAAAUGCGUGGCUCUUGUGCAAUUCUCGAAGCAUCCGAAUGAAGCUAUGGUGCUGGUUGGUUGUGGAGUUAAUGAAGUUCUUAAUGUACAUGACAUUGAUCCAAAUGAUACAUCCAUUCGGCCAACUAGAGGAUGUGUUUAUACAUUCCAUCUAUCAGCAAAUGGUGAUCGAUUCGACUUUUUGCACAGAACGGAAACACCAUUGCCAGUGGGAGCAAUUCAUGAUUUCCGUGGCAUGGCACUCGUCGGUUUUGGUCGAUUCCUCCGAAUGUACGACAUUGGACAGAAAAAGUUAUUGGCAAAGUGCGAAAACAAGAAUUUCCCAGUUUCAAUUGUCAAUAUUCAAUCAACAGGACAACGAAUCAUCGUCUCGGAUAGCCAAGAAUCUGUUCACUUUUUAAGAUAUCGGAAAGGAGAUAAUCAAUUGGUUGUAUUCGCUGAUGACACAACUCCCCGUUACGUGACAUGUGUUUGUGUUCUUGAUUAUCAUACUGUAGCUGUUGCUGAUAAGUUCGGAAAUUUGGCAGUUGUUCGUCUUCCGGAAAGAGUUAAUGAAGAUGUACAGGAUGAUCCAACUGUAUCGAAGAGUGUUUGGGAUCGUGGAUGGCUUAAUGGAGCUUCACAAAAGGUCGAACUUGUUUCGAAUUUCUUCAUCGGUGACACGAUUACAAGCCUUCAGAAGACGUCAUUAAUGCCUGGAGCAAAUGAAGCAUUAGUAUAUACAACAAUUGGUGGAGCUAUUGGAUGUUUGGUUUCGUUCAUGUCAAAAGAUGAAGUCGACUUUUUCACAAAUCUGGAAAUGCAUGUUCGCAGUGAAUAUCCGCCAUUGUGUGGCCGUGAUCAUCUUGCUUAUAGAAGUUACUACGCACCAUGCAAGAGUGUAAUCGAUGGUGAUAUUUGCGAGCAGUUCAGCUUGAUGGAUACACAGAAACAGAAGGAUGUUGCUGAAGAAUUGGGAAAAACUGUCAGCGAGAUCUCAAAGAAGUUGGAAGACAUUCGCACUCGCUACGCCUUUUAACAUAAUUUAUUUAUUUUUAUUUGUUGAAUUUCUACAUUUUUAUUUCAUUUUUAAAUGUUUUUUCUCCUGAUUCUCUCAUUUGAUCUUCGUUUCCUCCCGUCCCAACCUAUUCCCAUCCUAAAAUUAUAAAUUGUUAAAUAACUUUCUUAAAAGAUUUUUUCAGGAAAUCUCUCCUUUUUACCUUUCACUAAUAUUCUUUUACUCCUUUUUUGUUUCUCGUGCGCCGAUUGUUAACAAGAUCACCAUGAUAUAAUCAUUGAGAUAAGAGAAGAAACAUAAAAUAUGAGACAUUGUGAA